GGCUCCGCCGCAGCCAAUCAGCUGACGGACGCGAUGCGGAGGGCGGGGCAGAGACGCACACGCGCUCCCUGCAUAAAUCAAGGGGAAACGGUGUGGCCGCCUGUAACACAGCGAACACGCACGUCUGAUUAACCUGAGCUCCGCAGAGACGUUAAAAAGCCAACAUGUCGGACAAGAAGGCAGUGAUAAAGAAUGCAGACAUGUCUGAUGAAAUGCAGCAGGAUGCAGUGGACUGUGCCAUGCAGGCUAUGGAGAAGUACAACAUUGAGAAGGACAUCGCUGCUUACGUCAAAAAGGAGUUUGACAAGAAGUACAAUCCCACAUGGCAUUGCAUCGUCGGGAGGAACUUUGGCAGCUACGUGACGCACGAGACGAAGCAUUUCAUCUAUUUCUACCUGGGCCAAGUGGCAAUUCUACUCUUCAAGUCGGGCUGAAAUCCAACCACGCCCUCGCAAAACUACUUUUAAGUCAGCCCUUAAUAUUUCUGUGCCAUGUUGUACAUUUGCUACCACGUUCCUGCAGACGUCUUACUUACAUCCUGGUUUCCUGCUUGCUGCAGUCUUGUUAUCUUUUACUGCCACACAAUACUACCACUGUCGCUGGAUGGCGCUUUAGUCCUGCCCAAACUGGUGGCGUGCUGUUCGUAGAAAAAUGCCAAUGUUAAAACUACCAAUGAUGCCAUCACUCAGGCAAGUGUUUGCAAACCUGAUAGACUGACCAUGAAUCAUAAUUUCUGUAUAUUAUUUUCUGCUGUGCAUUGAUGCAUGGACCUUGUACAUUAUUUCAUAUCCGUAUGUUGUAUGAUAACUUAUUUUUCAAGGAAUUAAAAUGAGCAACAGAGUUUUUGUUGAAAGGCCCUUUUCAUUUUCCAUGAAUAGUUGAAUAAAAACGCAGAGACUGUUGCUCACGCCUAAUAAAGGACAUUAUCUGCUAAGAGAUUGCAGGUUUUGUAAAUGCUUGAACAUUCCGGUUUCCACUUCUGCUGUGAAUAUUUACAAUGUCGUUGCUGUAUAUCUGGAAUGUAAUUUACUGUACACUUUGGUGUUGUGGUACUUUCAACAUGUUGAGCACAAAACUUUGAGACAGUAAAUUGGUGCAGAAUGUG
Scophthalmus maximus (turbot) is the source of this 1105-nucleotide messenger RNA. RefSeq names its product dynein, light chain, LC8-type 2b (gene dynll2b). Gene Ontology annotation, cellular component: cytoplasmic dynein complex. Bases 165 to 434 code for a protein of 89 amino acids. Lineage: Eukaryota; Metazoa; Chordata; Actinopteri; Pleuronectiformes; Scophthalmidae. Gene Ontology annotation, biological process: microtubule-based process; cilium assembly. Gene Ontology annotation, molecular function: dynein light intermediate chain binding; dynein intermediate chain binding. The record is from RefSeq and is a predicted model, not a curated record. The transcript has 3 exons.